Tinamus guttatus (white-throated tinamou) is the source of this 514-nucleotide messenger RNA. The record is from RefSeq and is a predicted model, not a curated record. Lineage: Eukaryota; Metazoa; Chordata; Aves; Tinamiformes; Tinamidae.
AUGGCAUCCCUUGCCAUGACAAUUUGGCUUAUAGUAAAAAUGCUGCUAGCGACAUCUGCUAGCAGUACAAACUUCACUUUGGCUUGUAAACUGAUACUUACCAUGGCAGAUAUUCAGGUCUGUAUUUUCAUGAUUGGUAUAUAUAAUGAUAGAGAACCUACUGGGAUCUCAGCUCAACAUCUUAAAAAUUUUGUGAAAUUUUCGGGACUUCUGUUGGCAACAUUGUUUUCUUGGUACUUGGGAUACUUUCUCAGCGCUCUUGUACCUGAUGAGGUGCUAUCAGCAUCUAUCACUAAUCUUCAAGAUAUUGGAAAGAAACCAGUGAUAAGGGCCCCGGCACCGAAGAGGCAGAAGUGUGAUCACUGGUCUCCCUGCUCACCCGGGAGCUACGCCUAUCGAGUGCUCAGUGGUGGUGGCAAGGAAAAGCUGGCGAAAAUUUGUUUUGAGGAUGAGCUGCUCAUAAGUGAAGCAAAGGGUAAUGUUGGAAGAGGUAUAAACAUUGCCAUUGUGAAUU